GCGCACCUAUAGCCUAUUCUGCAAAACCAACUCGAGUUGGAGACGAGGCACAAAAAGUUAACCUUUGCCUUCGUACGCAGUGAAGGAACUUCAGCAUAGAGUAGCAUAAGCUAUCGAGGAAGCAUUAAUAACGAAUAUAGUUGCUAUCAUCACCAUGUGACGUUUGCGACCGUUUUUAUCCUGGAGUAUGACAGAUACAAUGUCUAGACUGUCCUCGGUUGCUUCUCUUCGACUACCAGCCAUUCAGCACCCGUUAUCAAGACUCAUAGACCCAGAAACCCUCUCUCUCAGAGGCUACUCCAGAGAUUACGCUGGGAGUGACGAAGUUGUACCGCCGCUGUUGCGGGAUGGGGACCUCGACUUUGUUUUCCGAGGUCAAAACACAAAAAGGGCCACAGGUUAUCCUUAUGACAAGGCUCCGCCGAAGCAGAGCAGUUUCAGCCUGGUCUCGCAGCCAAUCCCCGAAGGAGUCGAAGUCUCAGUAGCCCUUGAUCCGGUUAAACCACGGCUGCCCAUCUUUGGUCAGCGGGUGGCACCAGAGAGCAGGGGGAGCCGAGUCACCAGCCUAACCAGUACCAUUAAAACCAGCAUCACCAGCCAAACCAAUACCAGCAGAACCAGUAUCCUUACCAGAACUACUACCGCAGCCUCCUGCCCUGACACCCAGCUCAGGAUCCAAGUGGACCAGCUUGAGUACGAGCUAAGGCAGAACAUUCAGUUGUUAGGACACUUGAAUCUUCAACGAAUGUUCAAGAACAACCAUCCGGAGGGAAAAGCACUGGCCAACAGAGAUGUGUUGCUGAUGAUCCUCACCAAGUUUCUGGGCCGAUUCAUCACACUGCAGCAGUACAGCCAGUUGCUGCUCCGACUGCAUUUGUCGAAGAAGGCAGCCAUUAGCUUUGAGGAGCUGUGGGAGGCCAUAAGAGAGUCUGGAGCAGGUGGACCAGCCACUUGGUUUAACCCCACCCAGGAUCCCAGCACAGCCCCUCCCCUUUCUCCAGCUAAAGUCACAGCCUCCCAGACCCUAUCCCUAUUGCGGGGACAGGCCCAGAACAGGUUCCUGGAGGUCAUAGAGUCACGUCCCACAGAGCUAGGCCUACAGAGGAUCAGUUUGAUUGUAGCUCCAGAGCUGAAGAGAUGUCUUGCACAGUUGGGCCUCAACUUAGAGGACCGGGAGUUUGAGAAGCUUUGGAAGAAAUUUGACAGCGAAGGACUUGGAGCCGUGAACGUGAGAGGUUUGCUAAGGACACUUGGACUGAGCCAGAGAAAGACCUCAGACACCAACGAUAAUAAUGAUCAAGUUUCAUCUUCUAUCAAUGGUGAAGACACCAAAGCCAGACCCAGGGCCCUGUCGAAGUCGGAGGAGGAGCGUGGGGUAUCCAUCACCAUGGAGAAGUGGCUGAAGGACAAGUUUAGGGAGGGCGUCCAGAGAAUGAAAUCCCAGUUUGACCAACUGGAUCCAGACCAGACCUGCAAGGUGGGCCUGGAGGAGUUUCUGCAGGUGCUGAAGAUCUUUGGCCUGAAUCUAAAGAGGGAGCAUGUGGGCUUGUUUUUGGCUCGCUGUGGCCUGGGACUCAACAAGAAAGGUGUGAUCCAUUACCCAGAGUUCCUCCGCAUGUUUCAGGACCGCAGCGAGGAAGGGGUCACACAUAGGAUCCUAUCCAAUCCACAACACAGGUUUCACCAUAUCCAGGGGAGCAUCAGCCAUGCGUCCACAGUCACCAUGGUGGAGGCUAAACUGGCUCGACUCUUCCAGUCAGAGUACCUCGCUCUGUUAGAAAUGUUUCAGAGCAUUGAUAAAUGCCACAGGAGGGUGGUGAGCCAGGAGGAGUUUCGAGCAGCGAUUGAGAGCAGAUUUGGCCUGGAGGUCGCGGAACCUGAGUUUGACCAGCUGCUGGACAGGCUGCCCCUGGACAAGGACGGAAAUGUCCAGUACCCAGUCUUCAUGGCCGCUUUCGACACAAGGAGAGGAGUUCCCAGCCUUUUCGAGGCAAGUCCUGUGGGGAAUUUGGGGCGUACAAACGAAGAACAGGAGGGGCUAAACGUGCAACUCGAGAAUGAGGAGAGUGGGACUCUGGGACGGGGACGGAGUGUGGCACAGCUGUUCCAGAUCAUCAAGGCCCUGGUGAAGAACCACUACCAGGCAGCAGAGCGAGUCUUUGAGAAGCUGGAUGAGAAGAACACCAAACGUCUCAGUCAAGAGACCUUCUACCAGCUUCUAAAGAGAUUUGACAUCCACCCCGAAGUGAGCCGGGGGGAGAUCCGACAUCUUUGGGUCACUUUGAUUACCAACCAGGACAGGACGCUGGAUUUCUUGCAGCUUGCGCGCCACUUUGGCUACUCUCCCAAGUCCUCGUGCUUUCCCAACGCCAAGCGCAGCCCCCCGAAGAAAGGGGAUGAGAAUCUCCGGCAGUGCUCCAGAAAGCUCCACUGUGUGUCUGACAUACUUGCAGAUGGAGUGCGUGCCAAGGUGGAGCUGUCAUUGGAUGAGUUGCGGGCGGAGUUUGAGGAGUUGGAUCCUUAUAGGACGGGGUUUGUGAGCCAGGAGGAGUUCCAGGAAGUGCUGAAAGGUCUGUGUGUGCACCUCGAUGACUACGAGUGGGAGAUGCUGGCUCGAAAGUUUGACAUCAACAGGGAUGGAAGGGUUUCCUUCGUUGAGUUCCUGAGGCCCUUUGGGAGACGGAAACAGCCGUGGAGGCAUGGAUCCAACAUGGCCGGCAUACUGCAGUUCCAUAACGAAACAGAGGAUCUGUCUGCAGAGAAAGGCUCUUCCAUGUGUGACCAAGUACCACUGAGCUCAAGACUAAGGAAGAAGCUUCAGCGGCAGGGCAAGAUUCUGCGUCGGGCCUUCCACAGGCUGGACAGCUCCGACAGUGGCUACCUCUCCCCAGGCGAGUUCCGAGCGGCUCUGCGGCUGUGUGACGUACCCUUGGACCCGAAGGAGUACUACCAUGUCUUGGCCGGGCUGGACCGAGACCUGGCAGGCCGGGUGGCCUAUCGCCGGCUGAUCCAGGACAUACGCAAGAGAAGAACCUCUGGGACUAGAGUAAAGUAAAGAGUCAUCAUCAAAUUGUUUUUUCUGGUUGAUGUGACGUCAGCUUAUACAACAAAUUUAAGAUGUAUUUUCCUGGUCACUAAAAAGAUGUCUAAAUAACGUCCUUUUACAAUCGCCUUACAACCUGACCGUGAUGUUACAAAAUAUGCCAGCUUGUCAUUGCAACCAGAUUUGCCUGCUGGGCAAAUCAGCAGGGGCAAUUUGCUUUGCAUUAGGUUGUCAAAAUGACAUACAAACAACAUUUAGACAUCAAAUCAAAUGUAUUGGUCACAUACACAUGUUGAGCAGAUGUUAUUGCGGGUGUGGCGAAAUGCUGUACAUGACUGUAUUUAUUUAAGUGUCACUCCACAAUAAUACAACCCAGCUAUCACAUAAUGUUUUGAGAAACACGUUUCUUAGAGCUUGGUGAAAGUGUGGUUGUCCUGGGAAUGGUGCAGGAUACCCAGCUAGCACAUAACAUUCUGAGAAUUAUGUUAUAAAUUAAGAAACUAACUAAUGUUCUUCUGUGAGAAUGCCAGUACUUCAGCAUAACGUUUUCUAUAGGUUUCCUCAUUGUUCUAUUUAAAAUAAUAUUCUCAGGAUGUUCAGAGAACUUUAAAAAACAACGUUCUUCUGUGGGAAUUUCAGUACUUCAGCGUAACAUUUUCUGCAAGUUUCUUCAUGGUUCUAUAUAAUGUCAUGUUCUCAGAACAUUCAGAGAAUGUUAAGAAACAAUGUAGUUGCUAGGACUUUCUGGCAGUGGUCUGAGUGGAAGGGGAAAACUGAAAACUAGCUGUUAUUGACAGAGAGGUUUGGAACUCUCGCUCUUAGUAGUCAAUUAACUAAUUUACCAAUCUUUUCAAACACGUCUCACACUAAAAGGGCAUUGUCAUCAUUUUCAUGAUUUCCCAAUAUUAUUCCAACGUCAUAGUGUGAAAAUAUAUACAGUGCCUUCUGAAAGUAUUCACACCCCUUGACUUUUUCCACAUUUUGUUGCGUUACAGUCUGAAUUAAAAAUGGAUUAAAUUGAGAUUUGUUUCACUAGUCUACACACAGUACCCCAUAAUGUCAAAGUGGGAUUUUGUUUGUAUAUUAUUCUUUUUUAAUAUAAAACAUUUAAAGCUGAAAUGUCAUGAGGCAAUCAAUAAGUAUUCAACCCCUUUGUUAUGGCAAGCCUAAAUAAGUUUAGGAGUAAAAAUGUGCUUAACAAAUCACAAAAUAAGUUGCAUGGACUCAUUCUGUGUUCAAUAAUAGUGGUUAACAUUAUUUUUUUAUAACUACCCCAUCGUUGUACCCCACACAUACAAUUAUCUGUGAAUGUCCCUCAAUCGAGUAGUACAUUUCAAGCACAGAUUCAACCGCAAAGACCAAGGAGAUUUUUCAACACCUCGCAAAGGGCACCGAUUGGUAGUGUAAAAAUAAAAAAGCAGACGCUAAAUAUCCCUAUGAGCAUGAGGAAGUUAUGAAUUAGGAUUUGGAUAGUGUAUCAACAGGCGUCCUUCCUAACUGCUCAGGGAUUUCACCAUGAGGCCAAUAGUCACUUUAAAACAGUUACAGAGUUAAAAGGCUCUGAUAGGAGA
Molecule: messenger RNA, 4614 nt
Organism: Oncorhynchus nerka (sockeye salmon)
Lineage: Eukaryota; Metazoa; Chordata; Actinopteri; Salmoniformes; Salmonidae
Product: EF-hand calcium-binding domain-containing protein 6
Exons: 18
Coding region: 188-3055 (955 amino acids)
Molecular function (GO): calcium ion binding
Source: RefSeq, a predicted model, not a curated record